UGCUAUAAAGACAAGUGUCGCUGAAUCUAUAUCUACAGCGAGCGAAUGAACUAGAUCGCUCGACGAUGACAUUGAGGCGUUGCAAAGUACACAUCAUCGUCACCGAUCGAUCGCUGCAACAAUAAUGUUCGCUCGAAGAAGCCAAUUGCCAAAGAGCAGCAGUAGCAGUAGCCGCAGCCGUAGCCGCAGCAACAGCAAUAGUAACGCCGCCGCGGCCGCUUCAUCGCCGUCGCACGGUAGCUGCACGCCCUGGUCGGUACGCGCCGAAUUCACCAUACAUCGCGAGGACGACGACAAGCCCGUGACGGGAGUGACCAAGAACGCCAAGAUCGAGCCUUGCAGCGAGGCUACGGGUGUCAGGAUGACCUACAGCUUCGUGCCCGAUUGCGUGGCCGAAAGGUCACCGCCGUCGCCGCCGUUCCUCCAAGAUUCCUUGUCGGACAAUUGCAAUUUUCAGAGAGGAAAUAUGUUGUUUACCUCGACGCCGCCGACAAGGAAGUCCGCCAUUCCCGUGAGGACGAACAGUAGCCUGUUCUCGAGUAGGAGGUCUGGUGGAUGCUACACGCACAUGAUGCAACACGAGCAGACGUUGCAGCUGGCGACCGACGACGAAAAAUCCGGCAGUUUGUAUCGAUGCGGAAAUCCUCGAUUCACGGACAUGAACGACAAACGUUGCACCAGUACCUACAGUAUUGUCCUAGCACCUACGGCAACGACGAGUCCCAACGGCGGCGUCGGGGGACCCUGCAAAGCUGUGCCAACGAGCAGAAUUCCCUAUCCGAGACCUUGGAGCACGUACAAACAAGCGGUGGCGAAGCCGUGCUGCAAGUUCAACGCGGUGCCCGACGUGUGCGCCGAUUGCGCCGAAGCUGCGGCCGGCAACAAGCCGUUCGCCGCGCACUUUUGCACCAAAUUAAAAGAGAAAACACCUUCUCCCACGACGAUGACGACGACGGCGACGGCAACGAGGACGACGUGCCAGCCUGCGGCGGAGGCGAGCAGCAACAAAGCCGAUGCUGUUACACAAACGACCGAUAUCGAAGCGAAAAAUUCACCGGUAAUGGCGAGAAGAAAGAUUCGGAGAAGAAGGUCCGGCAGUGUGUCUGGUUCUGGCAAAGAGGAGCUACAGAAAAAAGCCUUUGGAAAGCACACGAGAAAGCCAGCGAGAAGUCCUACACCCGGACCGGAAGCAGCCUCGAACAAAUCCGACUCGUCCAGUACCGCCACGACGGAUACGACGAAAUCCAAAGACGACAAUAGCGAGAAGAGAAAGCGCACGGUGCACAUCGACGUUUAUUGCACCGGCACCGAAGAUGACGACGACGACGACGAUUCGACGUCCGACAGCGAGUCCGACGACACCAGCCAAAUUUCACCCACCGUCUUUGAGAAUCCCGACGUGAGAAUAGUCCACAGGACGGUGACGGACGACUCCUUACUGCCGCGCGGUUUCCAAGACGAGAAUGCAUUCCUGAAGCGCGCCACCGAGCGCCGAUGCGAGAGCUUCAAGCACGCGCCCCUGCGCAUGCCCUCGCUCGCCAGCUCCAAGGGCUACGAGAGCAGCGACGAUCUGCUCAGCUCUCUCUAUCCGUCGCAGUUCAGCUCUUACAGCCGGAUACGCGACUUCGAGUCGUCGAUCGGCUUGUCCGCGGCCUCCUCGAGCGUGCGCAUAGCCGAGGAAACGGCCUCGAUGACCUCCUGGAAGGACACGACGAUCUCGGACAUGGAGUCGCUGCUGGGCAGCAAGGCCAGCAUCACUCAGUGCGACAGUUUCGAGUACGACGACUCACUGGAUCGCGAGCGAAUCCGACGACUCGAUCAGAUACUCUGGGCUAGGAAAGCUUUGGCUAAUAAUCGACUGAGUAAUCAGAGGAUCAAGGAAUGCACGGGAAAAAAUUCGACGACCGAGUGGUCUUCUGAAACGAGCGACGACGAUGACGACGACGACGACGACGAUGCAUCCGAUUCUGAAGUUGGCUGGAGUUUUGUCUCGAGCGAGGACAAUUCCAGCGUGGUACACGGCAAACUGAUGAUACAAGAAUUACCUGGAGUUACUGGCAUCGUAACGACGACGUCCGAAAAUCCAGAACCCUAUAUCGAGAGCAUAAAAGAAACUAAAAUGGCUGCACUGAAGGACAGGAUUGGCCCGUUCGGUUCGACGAGUCCUUCGCCACCUCCAUCGAAAUUGCAAUCGAGAGUCACGUCGCCGUUCACCACACCGCAGGGUGAAAAGACCGAUCACAUAAUCAAAGCCUCGGUUUUCGGCCGAGUUAUCAAUACCUUGAGAAAGCCCGGACAUCACGUAGGCCCCGCAAAAAAUCCCGUCUGCUCAUGCGAGCACUGUCGACGAUACUUCGAGGAGUCGUCCAGAAAAAGGUCGCGCUCCCUCGACAUACUCGACUCUCGAAGGUGCUCGAGAACGUCGAGCUAAAGAUACGCCAACUUAAAAAUUGUCAUCUUUCGAGAAUGUGCCGGAGGGGAUAUAUGUGCGUGUGAUGCGGUGUUGUGAAAGUGUACAAAAAAAAAUUCCGAGCUCGAAACUCGCCGUAAGCUUAGAAAUACCGACACCGAAUGAUGUUUAUAAAUAAUUUCUGUAUAACAAAAUAAUUGAAAUUUAUCGACGCAAGUUCACUUGCACACUUCGAGAAAAUGUAUGUAUUUUUCUUGAUGUUUAAUAAUAAUAUGUGAGUGGCAUUUUUAAUACUUGGAUAUUAACAAUUUUAAAAACUGGGAAUUUGGUCAGCUGAAAGAAAUAAUGUGUAGACGUAUUCAUUAAAAUAAUACUACAAUACGAAUAUUUUUGGAUAUUAUAAAUAUUUUAAUAAUAAUAAAAUUUCAGCGCUUGAAAUAUUAAGUUAUUUUCUAUCCUAUUCAACUAUUUCUAUGCAAUACGAUUGACAUCAUAUCUCUUGACAAUUUCUUUGAUUAAACAAUUGAUAAAUGCUAAAUUUGUUAAUAUUAUCUUGAAA
Molecule: messenger RNA, 2969 nt
Organism: Trichogramma pretiosum
Lineage: Eukaryota; Metazoa; Arthropoda; Insecta; Hymenoptera; Trichogrammatidae
Exons: 2
Coding region: 125-2431 (768 amino acids)
Source: RefSeq, a predicted model, not a curated record